Messenger RNA from Anoplopoma fimbria (sablefish), 2579 nucleotides. RefSeq names its product cysteine/serine-rich nuclear protein 1-like. Gene Ontology annotation, molecular function: DNA-binding transcription factor activity, RNA polymerase II-specific; sequence-specific DNA binding. The transcript is spliced from 5 exons. Lineage: Eukaryota; Metazoa; Chordata; Actinopteri; Perciformes; Anoplopomatidae. Gene Ontology annotation, biological process: regulation of transcription by RNA polymerase II. Gene Ontology annotation, cellular component: nucleus. Bases 202 to 1974 code for a protein of 590 amino acids. The record is from RefSeq and is a predicted model, not a curated record.
UUAAAUAUCUUGCUGCUAAAUGUUUUCUCUUUGGUAGCUUCCAGCCAGUCCUCUCACGUUCACACUAGUACUACAGUGUAGCCUCACACAAACACAGAGGGACACACAAUGCUCAGCUGGCUUGGCCGCGGACAAGACCCAUAACUUCAUAUCUAUUUAAGAUUUUUUUUUUUUGUCAUUAUGCUGCAUUUUACUUUCUGAAUGUUCAUCAACAACAACAGCCAAACAAUGAGGGGCAUCCUUAAGAGAAAGUUUGCAGAGGUAGAUGACAAUCCCUACUCCUCGUCCUCCUCUCCUCCGUCCUCCCACUCCUCCCCCGCCUCCUCGGAGUGGGAGUCCGAUGGGGAGAGCGGCCCUUCUGACAACCAGGAUUUCACGCCUCACAGUCCUUCUUCCCCCCCUAGUUUACCCAUUCGGUCCAACCUGAAGAGGCCUAAGCUUGCAGGUGCACAGAGCAACGUGCGCUUUGAUCAAGUCACUGUGUUCAGUUUCCCGCGCUGCCAGGGCUUCACCAGUGUGCCCAGUCAUGGAGGCGCAACCCUGGGCAUGGCGCGGAUGCACAGCGCCCUUCAGAGAUACACACUGGCAGAGCACGCACUGGAGCGGCGGCAGGGACGCAGAGAGAGGCUCAGAGAGAGGCGGAGGAAAGAGAGGUUCGAGGCUCUGAAACACAAAUUGAUCACCAGCGGGGCCGUAGACCAGAGGGAGGCAGACAGGCUCACAGCGGAUCAGAUCCGCUCAGAGGAAGACGCUGACGUCCACAUCAGUGAUGCCGAGCUGGAGGACGGGGGUUUCCUUCAUCCUUACUCCUCCAAACAGAGGCAGGCUCUCCUCCAGGCGGCGGGGGUGAAGCGCAUAGACCGGGAGGAGAAGAGGCAGCUCCAUGCCUUGCGUAUCUCCAGGGAGGCCUGUGGAUGUGACUGCCAAGGCUUUUGUGAGCCAGAGACCUGCGCAUGCAGUCUGGCUGGAAUCAAGUGCCAGGUGGACCGCUUCACCUUCCCAUGUGGCUGCACUAAGGACGGCUGUGGAAACACUCAGGGGCGCAUCGAGUUCAACUCCAGACGCGUGCAGACUCAUUAUAUCCACACCGUCAUGAAACUCGAACUGGAGAGGCGACUGCAAGACGAAAAACUGAGCCAAGAGGACCAGGCGGGACUUCCAGAGGACCUUGAAGAGUAUGUGGACCAGGACGAGGCCCCUCCGAUGCAGAGCGCCCAGGAUAGGAGCUGCCCCUUUGGGUUCACUAUGGAGGAGGACGGUCUUCCUCUUACCAUGCCCGCCACGCCUUCCUUUCAUUUCCCCCCAGAGCGGUUGGUGGUGGAGGAGAACAGCUGCAGCAGCGACAUGACCGAUUCCUCCUGCUCCUCCUCUGACUCAGAUGCAGGACGAUGCCUUAAUGGGAGUCAGAAUCCCACUGAUGAGAAUGGAGGGCUGUCGCUUGCCUUCAGCCUCUGUGACUCUGAAAAUACUAACCACUCUACGCGCAGCCAACCGAGGAACAUAGGAGAACCACUGACGCAGCACAGCGGCAACCACGCCACUCACAGCACACCCGCUGACAGUACGGGACCACUUACAACCAACACACUCACAGACAAUGUAAGCAGGACCUCACUGACAGAUUACCUCGAUGAGAAUGCAAACCAAGCCAGAGACUUCUUUGACAAUGACUCUCUCGAGGACUUCCCCAACACUCCCUCCCCCACUGUGGACUAUUUCUCAAGCAGGUACAUGGACCUGAGUCUGUCCUCUGACUCCGACAUUGAGUUCUUCGACAGUGAGUACGCCUCGGGGCCUUUGCACAGCUCUUUCAAAGUACACAGACACCCAGACAGCUUUUGCCACCUCCAGCUGUUAAGCUCUGUUAAUUUGCCGCAGUAUGAGUCGAGCACUUACCUCCUGGAGUCUCUGAUCGGCCUGACUGAGCCCAGCACAGAGCAGGGUUUUGCAGUCAGCGGCACCCAGGUUUCAUAGCUGAUUCAAGGAGGUCUUGUGACAAAACAAGCAACUGUGUCAGAGAGUUCAAUGUAUAAAGCACUGCUUAAAUGUAUUUGUAAGAACAUUUCAAUGUACAAAGAAUGAAUGAUGAAAUAUUUGUUCACUAGCUGGACACAUUUUUUUUCUAUUUCCUAAAAUAUUUUUGCCUUUAUUUCAGAGAAACCACACCUAAAUAAUUAAUAUAUCUUUUUUAUUUUCUGAAUCUAUAUAAUAAUUUGUGAUAUGUUAUUUAAUUUCUUAUACUAUGGCCACUCUGAUAUUUGGAUUCGGCCCUGAUGCUGCAGCCUCAUUGUUGCUCAUUGCAAGUUCAGUUGUUUAAAGUAAUAUUUAUUCCAAAGGUCACAAAGAUAGAGGCAAUAAAAAGUUUCCAUUUUGUAAAGUAUUGCCCCAUGUGUCAACAAAAAUAUGCAUAUUAUGCAGGAAGCUGGCCAUGUUAUAAGCAGGAUAAUCCACUCACAUGAAUGAAAUAUUUUAUUAAACAACCCCAGAGUUGUGAGUUAUUUUCUACUGCCUGGCUGAUUGUGGAAUAUCCUCUAUAUUCUAAAUAACAUGUUUAAAACAUUUCUGUAUUAUAAUAUAAU